CUUUUCUCUGUUUCUCCUGUGGAUCAAACGCUUGAUGACAGCGUCAAGACACAAGCGUACGAUCCCGCACCUUUAUUGAAGUUUCACUUGUUGCUAGCUCCCUAUCCUCACUUCAAUGUUCCUCCAGCUCAAUGUGCUCUGAACCCUAAUCUCCGGCCCGCUGAAUGGCUUAGCUCUAAACACUCCGGAUACUGAUGUCUUGAGAAGCAUCUGGAAUGGCGACCUCUUUGCGGCGGAGCAUAUCCAGUAUGCCGAGCCAAAGGGGCUCCUUUGCAAACCCAUUGCCAGCUGACAGCAGCUUUGCAAGCAUGUCUGGAUUUCUUGAGCUUGAAGCGACUCAGCAGCUAGCGCCACCAGCGGACCGUUUUAGCGUUGUUGGCACCUCUAGCUUUGUUGGGGGCACAGGUGAAGAGUGCGCAGACCUUCGAGGGCGGGGAUUGGUGGCCCUGCCUGCGCUUGGGAGACAGUCAGGGUUGACCGCAGUGGACCUUUCAAACAAUAGCAUAGCAGGCCUGGAGUCAGCUCCGGAAGAGUUGCCGGACGAUCUGCAGAUGCUCUCCCUGGCUGGUAACAAGCUCUCGGACCUCUGCCACCUAAAGUACCUGACUGCGUGCACCUCCCUCAUCGACCUCGACAUCUCAGGCAACCCUGUAACCGAUGGUGCCGCCAGGAUUGGCUUCGACCUUCGACCGUUCCUGCUCUUCCUUCUGCCACGGUUGCAGAGGCUGAACGGGCAGGACGUCCGGCAGGCGCGGCUGCUGGAGGCGUCGCGCACGCUAUUCACGGACGCCCGAGGGCGGCUGUCGGACCGGCUACUGGAGAUGCUGGACGACGGACGGCAGGUCGAGCUGACGCACUACCUGUCGCAGCAGUGCCCUCUUGUCAAGCGGCCUCGCCACGUCGACUCCGUUCCCAGCAGCCCCCGCGCUGCGCACAGACCCGAAACCUCCCAACCCCUAAAGAACCCCGAAACCUUCCCAAGCUCGCCGAUCGAUGAAGUGCCCGUCGGCUCGGGGGCGCGGCGCGGCCUUUCCUAUAAUGGCGUCGCUUCCAGACAUGUAAGGGGACGGAGGACUCCGGAGAGGGCCCUGGGCGACACGAGAGCGCCGGAGAGCGCUCCUGUGUCGCCCAGAAUGCGAGUGUCGGAAAACGCAAUCAUGGGGUUCGAGGGCUCCGGCGGACGGAGCCCCACGGAAAAAAAGCCUACCAGCCCGCGGUCGCCUUUCAACCGGGCGCCGAACCGUAAGGCCAGGGCGACCAAGAGCAGGCCCCAAGAGACCGGGGCCAAUCACCGGGAGGGGACGAGUAGAGUCAGAGCUGAUGUUGGUGAAACCAAGACCCCGGAGAAUCAUUUCUCCUUGACUCGAGAAGCCGAGACUACAGCCCGAGCGGAGAGUGUUAAUACUCCCAGGAGUCCCCAGAAAGCACUAGCGAAGAGGUCCUUCAAAGAUAUGGAUCCGUCUCGAAAAGCUCUCGAAGCGAUUGGGGAGUCACCUGAGCGGCCAGUGGAUGACGGACACGUGGCACUCCCGCAGAGCCCCGACGCAGAGGUAGAAACGGAGAUGGUCAAGCGGCUGGUCACGGCGGAGUUGGUCGCGAGCCCUUCGCAUUCGCAGCUCGAGACCCUGGCCGGCGAUGUGAAGGGGCAGAGCCGCGACCUUUCGGACGUCCGCCGGGAGCUGUCCGGCGUCAGGAAGGAGCUCCGGCACUCGCGCACGCAGGGCAACCAAGAGCUGGCGGACGUUUGGGCGGAACUGACGGAAGUCCGGACGGACCUUCGGAAUUCCGGCGCGGAACUGGGCCUGGCUCGUGCGGACGUCAACAGGGCUCGGACGGAGCUCGCGGACGUCCGGGCCGAGCUGGGCACGUGCCGCAAGGAGUCUCGGACGGCGUGCGCGGAGCUGGGGGCUUCGAGGGCGGAACUGGGCACCGUUCGGAGGGAAUUGGACGCUGUUCGGACGGAGCUUUCCGGCGCUAGGGCGGAACUGCAGGGGCUCCACUCGCGGGUUCGGGCGGAAUCGGACGCGCGCGCGCUCCUCGAGGAGGCGCUGAGGCGCAUGUGGGCGGAGUGCGUUCAGCUGCGCGCGUGGCAGGAGGCGCAGAUGGCGCAAGAGCGGGCUCGGGCGGCCGCUAAGGUGCAGAGGGUUUGGAGAGUUUGGCGAGCGCGACGGGAGCGGGAGGCGAGAGUAAAAGAGCGGCAGUGGCUAGAAGAGGCCCUACGGCCGCACGUCGUCAAAGUACAAGCCCUGAUCCGAGGGUUUCUUCAAAGGCGUCGGACGUAUGAGCUGAGAGUGAGAACGGCAGCGGCCGUCCGCAUUCAAGCGAUGGUCCGGGGAUACAUUCAACGGAAGAGGAUCAAAGGAGCAAUGUGUCAGCUGCAGAAAGACCAGUGGGCCAGGCACGAAGUCGAGGCUCUGCGAGGGCAGUUGUACCAUAUGCAGCUUUGGAUGCAUCAAAUGGCAACGUCUAUAGCCAGUGCACCGGGUACACGCAUACCCUGUCUAGGUCAGUCAGGUCCCGACAAGCGAGGAACUUGAAUCUGAUUCAUUACAGAGUGAAAGUGACGCUUUGCCUGCCUGUGCUUGAAAGUUUUGAGAACUGCGCGCUAAUCAAAGUUGGUAAGUGAACCUUGAU
Klebsormidium nitens is the source of this 2634-nucleotide messenger RNA. NCBI's taxonomy places the organism in Eukaryota, Viridiplantae, Streptophyta, Klebsormidiophyceae, Klebsormidiales, Klebsormidiaceae. The record is from the annotation of a GenBank genome assembly.